AUGGAUUUCAAUAACCGAAGAAGCUGUGGGAAGGAGUUGUUCUGUUACGUGCACAUUGGUGGACAUUUUGAAGCAAAUGGUGAAGAGAUAGUUAAAUAUAUUGGAGGGAGUGUAAGGGUAAUCAGUAUAAAAGAAUGGAUAACAGUAGACGAGUUGUGUGGAAUAAUUUCACAGUGGAUAGGCAAUGAUGGUAGUGGAUAUGAGAUUAAGUAUAAAGUUAAAUUUGAUGAGAGAGGGAAAGAGAAUGAUAGGGAACCUAGAGCAAGGAAUGAUCCAGAUGUGAGUGACAAUAUAUUUGGACUUUCACAAGACAUGAAUGCAUUUGAAAUGACCAUUGGUGAUGAACAUGAGCCAGUGAAUGUUGAGAAUGGAGUUGAGUGCCUGACUUUUGAAGGAGGCGGAUCAAGGCAGAGAAGCAAGGAAGCUGUGUACAGGUUUAGUAUUGCAGAGAAGUUGGCAGCGAGGUAUGUCAGGAAUAGUAAGGAGAAGAUGAAUGUGAGGUAUAAAGUAGAAGGGUGUCCUUGGAAGAUAUGUGUAAAUACUGUUGGAAAGAAUAGUCAUCUAUUACGUGUGACUGCAUUUUGCAAGGAGCACAUUCAUUCAGCGCAAGACAAUUUGAUUGUGACUUAUGGUGGGAGUGCUGCGUUGAUAUCAUCAGUAAUAGUUGAAGAGAUAAGGGACCAUGCUGAAAAACGGCCCACUGAGAUAAGGAAGAUGUUGGAGAGGGAGUAUGGUGUGAGGUUGAAGGAAAAUGAUGACAAAACGGUUGCUGAAUGGGCCUCUAUUGGUAAUAGAUUUGAGCGUGUGGUCAUUGCAUACAGUGCAUGUGUUGAGGGUUUUUUGAACAAUGCAAUACCUAUAUUAUAUGUUGAUGGUACUCAUUUAAGUGGUACAUAUAAGGGGACGUUACUAUCAGUUUCGGCAUAUGAUGCGGCUAAUGAGAUGUUACCAUUUGCAAUAGUAGUGGUGAAGGGAGAGAAUUUUGAUGACUGGACGUGGUUUUUUCACAAGAUUAAACAAAUAGUUGGUUCAAUGCAACUGAUUAUUCUGUUAGAUAGACAUAAUUCCAUAAUUGGUGCUGUGCAAGCAAUAUUUGGGGGUGAAAGGCAUGCAUACUGUUAUAGGCAUGUGAAGGAGAACUUUAGCUCUGAAUAUAUGAAAUUAAAUAGAGGUCAGAGAAGGACAAGUGAAAAUUCAAAGGAAGAUGCAUUGAAGGUACUGGAUAAAGUAGCUUAUGCAAGACUUGCGGAUGAGUUUGAUCAUGCGCUGGAUGAUCUCAGAACCAUGUCUCAUGAGUUAUAUGAGUGGGUUAUCAAUCAAGGUGAUGUGGAUAGGUGGGCAUUGAGCAAGUUCCCAUAUAGAAGGUGGGACAACAUAACAACUAAUUUAGCCAAAUCUUUUAAUACUUGGAUGGUAAGAGAGAGGAAGCAUAACAUGGCCCAAAUGAUCCAUGAGUACCAGGAGAAAGUAGCAAGAAAGAUGCAUGCAUCAUAUACAACAAUGAUUAAGUGGAGUAAUUGCGUUGGGCCAAAAAUAGAGGCAAAAGUGUUGGAGCAAGUGCAUUUCAGUAGGUACAUGCACUGUGAGAAUUAUGGAAGGGGAAGAAUAUGCGUGCACACAUCAUGCGGAGACCAAAAAGUGGACCUUGGCCUACACCAAUGUAGCUAUGGAACUGGGCAAAUGUCAGGGAUUUCAUGCUCACAUGCUUGUGCAGCCAUUAAGACCAUAGGGGAAAACGUUUAUGAUUAUGUUGAAGAGUGUUACAAACGUUCAUCCUAA
Neltuma alba is the source of this 1779-nucleotide messenger RNA. RefSeq lists its product as uncharacterized. The transcript has 5 exons. The coding region runs from base 1 to 1779 and encodes 592 amino acids. The record is from RefSeq and is a predicted model, not a curated record. NCBI's taxonomy places the organism in Eukaryota, Viridiplantae, Streptophyta, Magnoliopsida, Fabales, Fabaceae.